GCUGCCCAGCUGGUGGACGCAGUGACCAGCUUGAGGCCAUGAGUUCCACAGCCAAAUGUUCCUGCCAGCAGUUCCUAUUACAAUCCCCCUUCCGGGCUUGUCCCUUCUUCGGCAUUUGAUAUAUUUAGGGUACCCCUGGAUUUCUGAGUAUGUUGGCCGGGGUCCCUCGUUCCUCCAGGAGAGCAGCUGUCCUUGCCAUGGCGCUUGGCGCCCCCCGGGGGCCGCGGAUCCGCUGCACCGCCCAGAAGGGCUCCCCUGCACCGGGCAUCGCGCGGAGCUACGGUCUCCCCCCUGCCCCACGGAGUCCACCGUCCGCCGUGGCCAGGGGGGAGGGAAGGCGAGCGACUAUCGCCCUACGAGCACGAGGUUCCUGGGCACGUACAGACCGCCCGUGCCUGGGCUCUCCGGACAGCUCCGAUCGCGCGCGCGACCCCGCUCUUCGCUGGCGGGCGCGCGGCGGCGGAGGCGUGGCUAGUCAGCAGAGCCCGGCUUCUCCUGGGCCCGGUCGGGCUGAGCGAGCCGCCUUCCCCGCCGAAAACCGACUCGGAUCCCGGCGACUCGGAGAGGGCGCGGCAGGGCGGCGCUGCCUGGCGGGUCCCGCCGCCUCCCCGGCCACUCAUGGAGGAUCCCGCGCGGGCGCUGAGCCGCCGCCGCCUCCUCUGCUUUCUCCUCCUGCCGCUGGCCGCCCUCAGCGGCGCCAGGAAGGUCCAGCUGCCUCCGGGGCCCUUGUACCGUGUGGAAGGCGCCACCCUCGCCAUUCCCUGCAACGUCUCCGAGUUCGAGGGUCCUUCCCUGCAGCAGUUCGAGUGGUUCCUGUAUCGCCCGUCGGCUCCCGACAUCUCCAUCGGCAUGGUCAGCACGCGAGACCCCAACUUCCCUUACGCCGUUUUUGGAGCCCGAGUGCAGGCUGGCAACAUCUCCAUCCUGCGCGUUCGGGGUGACGCUGUGGAACUGCGUGUGAGGACGAUCCGGAUGGAGGACACGGGGGUCUAUGAGUGCUACACGCCCACCACGGAUUCCAAAUACCAGGGCACCUAUAGCGCCAAGGUGGAGGUCAGAGUUAUCCCUGACCAGCUCUCUGUCUCCGCUGCCCCUCCCUCCAGUGCGAAGUCCCCUUUCCAGGGCCGGGGGGGCAAAGCUGCUCCCCCUCCCCAGAUGGUGCUUUUGGAGAGCCAGGACCUGCUGCUCACCUGCUCUGUGGCCAGCGGGACCCAGCAGCACACCCACCUCUCGGUCGCCUUCACAGUCUCCGCGCCCGGAAGCCCCCGGCUGCAGCAGGAGGUGAUCGGGCUGCAGCGGGACUUUGCCCUGGAGGCUGCCGGGCGUUUUGCCCCACGGCGCUCGGCCCGGGAGCUCGCCCUGGUCAAGCUGGGCGACUGGCGGUACCAGAUGGCACUAGGCCGACUCAAGCCAGAGGACUCUGGGACCUAUCAUUGCACCGCCGGGGAGUGGAUCCAGGAUCCCGACGGCAGCUGGCAGCAGAUCACUGAGAAGCGGGUAACGCUGGCUGAUGUCUCGGUUCAAAGCAUAGAGAGCCAGCUCUCGGUGUCUGCCGGUCCCCGCAGAGUCCUGCUCAGCCCCCGAGAUUCUCUGGAGCUCUUCUGCAACGUCUCCGGAGGCCCCGCCCUCCUCCUGCCCCACGUCGCCUGGGCGGUGAGCUGGGAGCUGAGGAAGGAGGCUGCUGGGCAGGGGCAUCUCAUUGCCCGGCUGGAGGCCAGUGGAGGGCUUGUCCUGGGCCAGAACUACGCCAGCCGCGACGUGGGCACGAGGCAUGUCUCCCUGCAGAAGCUGGACACCCCGCUGGGCACUUUCCUGCUACGGAUCGCGUCGGCCCAGCCGGCAGACGAGGGCUCAUACCGCUGCGAGGUUCAGGCCUUCUCGCGGUCUCCGAGCGCAGAGCUGCGCCCGUUGGCUGCCCUGAGCUCCGAGGCGGUCAGCGUGGAGAUCAAGUCCCAAGCGGUGGUGCUGGGGGCCGUUGCGUGGCUGCCCUUCCCCACCUACCGUGGCGGCAUAGCUGACGUCCGGUGCAACGUCUCGGGGGAAUCAGCUCAGGACCUCCACCUGGCCCUCAGCUGGUGGGCGGAGCUACCACAGCCAGGCUCCACCCCGCUUGGGGUCAUCUUGGCCUCCGUGGACCGCGAGGGGGUGGCCCAGCUGGAGGAGCGGCCGUCUGGCGGGGCCCUGAGCGUGGAUAAAGUGGGGCCGCACAGCCACCGGCUGCGCUUGCAUGCGGUCCAGCCAUCUGACGAAGGGGGCUACUACUGCGCUGUGACCGCCUGGGUGCACUCUCCUGACCACAGCUGGUAUCAGGCCGCUUCAGCAAAGUCCAACAUGGUCACUGUGUACCCGUAUCCGCUGGCCAUGGACACCCUCCUCAUCCCUCUGGCGGUCGGCAUCUCCAGCGCCAUCCUCCUGGGGGUCUCCAUCCUCGUCUCGGUCACCUGCUGCUUCAUGGCGAGGCUGCGCAAGAGGUGAACACCGUCCGGGCGGACAUAGUCCUGCCAGUCACCAAGAUGGCGUCUUCUCAGCCAAAUCUCUCUGCCCUGUGCCCCUUUUCAAUGUGCUUGAGGGCCAGGGGAGAUGGACUUUCCUUCAUCCCCCUCCUCUCCAUUGGCAGACCCCUCUUGCUGCUCUGUUGUGUCCUCUUAACAACAUUGGGAGCUGCUUCCUGCUCAUCAAGGCAGCUGUCUCUUCUUAUUCCAUCUGUUUGGGCUUUGGCAGAGCACGGCUGUGUCCUCAGUGCUUCGGAAGGCCUGCCACAAAAGGGAGUUCAGGGCCUCUCCUUCACUUGAGCCGGGGAGGAGCCCCUGUUUGUGCGGGGUGCAGCUUUUCUUUCUAUACUCUUGGAGGCUUUUGGAAGCUCUCUACCCCCCCCCCCAGGGGGGGGGAGACAACUGGAAGGAGUCACGGCCUCCUCCAAGAGAAGCGCAGGACUUGAGAUGGAUGCCUGCCCUGGAGACCUAUCGGGAGCCCCAGAGCAGUGGGCGGCCAUCUUCCAACACCCGGAUUGUGCCAAGGGAACCCCUUUUGAGGGAUCAGGGGAACCAUUCCACCCCACGCCUAGCCUCCUGAGGAUCUCAGCCUCCCCCUCCCCUGGUUUCCUGCUGCAGAAGCUGCUGCCGGAGUCCCUGCUGCGGGAGACGCCAUAGCAACAAGCUGCACCCCAGCGGGGGAGCCGGGCACCAUGGAGGCCGCCCGACAGAGGAGCCCAGCAGCCGAGCGUCUGCCUUUUGGCUUUCGAAGGAGAUGGCUCUGUGUCCACCAGCCGGGCCCUUUCCGGCCAGAGGGGCUUUGUUUCUGCCCCAGCACUCGGUACCAGCAGGGAGCUCUGGGCUUCUCUAGGAAAGCAGCGGUGCCAUCAAGGGAAGCCAGUCGUUCUUGUGUCAUUUGUGUUGUGUGUGAGUGUGUGCAUGCAAGGGGGAGACCCUCACUUGGCUUCCCUUCCAAAUUCCAUUGCCAGCAGGAAAUGCCAGGCUGUGCCCACGGCUCAGUGCCCAUCCUGAGAGAGCGGCUUUGGGCUCCUGGCAUCCCACCGGGCAUCUUCUGCCCUUCGCUACUCAGCUCGGAGGGAAGAAGGCGAGGCCUGCCCAUCCAGGAGCACCUGAUGGUGCUGAAAUUCAAACUGGGGCCCUCCCAGUGCACGGAGGGGAGAAACCCUCAAACUUGAAAAUAAUGUUUGUGAGGCCAAAUGGGACUUUAAUAAAAAUGUGA
Molecule: messenger RNA, 3711 nt
Organism: Crotalus tigris (Tiger rattlesnake)
Lineage: Eukaryota; Metazoa; Chordata; Lepidosauria; Squamata; Viperidae
Gene: IGSF8
Product: immunoglobulin superfamily member 8
Exons: 7
Coding region: 619-2475 (618 amino acids)
Source: RefSeq, a predicted model, not a curated record